Vairimorpha ceranae is the source of this 573-nucleotide messenger RNA. RefSeq names its product zinc ring-type. The coding region runs from base 1 to 573 and encodes 190 amino acids. The transcript has a single exon. The record is from RefSeq and is a predicted model, not a curated record. NCBI's taxonomy places the organism in Eukaryota, Fungi, Microsporidia, Nosematidae.
AUGAAUGAAGAAGAACUUUUACAAUCUUUAAUUUUUUGUUACUUAUGUUAUUAUCCUGAAAAUAAGACUGCUUCCACAUCUCUUUUAAUAAGCUAUUGUAUGCAUGUCAUUUGUAAUAAUUGUAUUAAAGAAACGGAUUAUUGUGUUAUUUGUAAUACCAAGACUACUUUUGUACCUUUAAAUAAAUCAAUAUCUUCAAAACUUAAAAGAAAUCCUACAGAAUUAUUUAGUAGACCUGUUGAUAUUUCGAUGUUCCAAAUAACUAGUUCAAUAAAUUUAAUAGAAUAUUUAAAAGAGCAAAUAAAAGUUUAUAAAAAAUUACUUAAACUAGCCAGAAUAGAAAUAGAAAAGUUAAAAAGUAAAAAUGAGCAGAGAAAUAUAAAAAGGAGUAUUAAUAAAAAAGAAAGUAUUAAUAACGACAAAAUAAAAAGGGUGUGUGAUAUUAUUAAAACAACGAAAAGAAAAAGUGAUAAAUCAACAUCUGUAUUGGAUUUUUCUAAUAGUUCGUAUAAUGCAGGUAGAUUGACAAUUCCUAAAGAUUUUAAUCCAUACAAAAAAUUUUAUAGAAAAUAA